GAAGAUCAAGGCCGUCAACGCCCCCAUGUACCACCUCCGUAUGGGCCUGGCACAACGGGACCUCAACAAGGUGCAAGAAAACGGGCCACUCCUCGCCGCGCAGUUGUCGGACCUCGAGCAGGCGCCCGGGGCUGCACAAAACCCGCACGUGCAGUCCUUCCUGCGCGAAGGCCGGGCGCUGCUGGACAAGUACGCGGUGGAGUUGCCGCUGCUGCAGAGAGGGGAUCAAGUGAAGAAGGCCAUACUGAAGAUCAAGUCGCAGGGUUCCUGGUUCAAGCUCGAAGGGGCGUUGGCGCAAGGCGAUGCGCAAGCGGUCAAGAGCUACGGCGACAGCUUCGAGAACGAGAUCAGGACGUUCACACAACAGUACGGAGGGGUACGCCGCCUUCCUUCAUCCAUCGACGCAUUCCUCUUUAUGGCGAGCGCUCACCGUGUCGUGUCGUUGGUCGUGUUGUGGGUGGGCGUGGGCGUGGGCGUGGCGUGGGCGUGGGCGUGGGCGUGGGCGUGGGCGUGGGCGUGGGCGUGGGCGUGGGCGUGGGCGUGGGCGUGGGCGUGGGCGUGGGCGUGGGCGUGGGCGUGGGCGUGGGCGUGGGCGUGGGCGUGGGCGUGGGCGAGGCGCUGGCCGGCAGUUUCCUCGACGAGGCGCAAAAGCUUCUGGGAAGACUGCACCAAGAGGGCGAUGGCAUCAUACGGGCGAGCAGAGUGCGGGAGGAGAUCGCCAAGAUUCGGCAGCAGGACGACAUGACGCGCCUCAGCAUGGUAAUAUGUCGUCCCUCCAUUCCCGCCUGUGCCGUGUUCUUCGAGAAGAAUACUAAAACCAGCGUGACCGGGACGCAGGCGCUCAACGUCCGCGACGGCCCAAAGAUUUCCCAGCAUGGUGCGGCGUUCAAGGCACAGAUACAGAGGUUCAAGCAGGCCUAUGCAAAUGAGCCGGCAGCUCGUGUCUUUCUCAAUGAGUCCGAGGUGCGUUAUUAG
This is a messenger RNA of Acanthamoeba castellanii str. Neff, 975 nucleotides long. RefSeq lists its product as uncharacterized. Gene Ontology annotation, molecular function: transferase activity. NCBI's taxonomy places the organism in Eukaryota, Discosea, Longamoebia, Acanthamoebidae. The transcript is spliced from 5 exons. The record is from RefSeq and is a predicted model, not a curated record. The annotation marks the transcript as partial.